AUGACCAGCAAGGGUGCCCGUUCCUCCCGCCCAUCUGCGAGGGAGGCCCAGGCGCAGCCGGUCCGCGGGCACGGGGCCAGCCGGGGCUGCGGGAGGCGGCCCGGGGCAGCCCGGCGAGUGCGCACCGAGGCCGGGGCACAGACGUCAGCAGCACCCUCGCUCCCACUGCGGCAGGCCGGCCCUGCCCGCCCCUGCCCGGCCCUGCCCGGCCCUGCCGGCCACCUCGGCCCAAUCCCGGCGCUCAGGGGGCGGCACGGGCACCACGAGACCCCGCCCCCAGGCCGGGCCGCCUAUAAAGAGCCCGGCGCGGCUGGCAGCCAGCAAGUUGCGGUGGUGUGCCAGGAGCUGGGCGUGCAAAGUACCAUGUUCCUGGCUGUUCAGCACGACUGCGGAGCUAUGGACAAGAGCGCCGGCAACGUCCCUAAGAGCGAGGAGAAGCGGGAGAAGAUGAAACGCACCUUGUUAAAAGAUUGGAAGACACGAUUGAGCUACUUCUUGCAAAAUUCUUCCACUCCUGGGAAACCCAAGACUGGCAAGAAAAGCAAACAGCAAGCUUUCAUCAAGCCUUCCCCAGAGGAAGCCCUGCUGUGGUCGGAAGCCUUCGACGAGCUGCUGGCCAGCAAAUAUGGGCUGGCUGCCUUCAGGGCUUUCUUAAAAUCUGAAUUCUGUGAAGAAAAUAUAGAAUUCUGGCUGGCUUGUGAAGACUUCAAAAAAACAAAAUCGCCCCAGAAGCUGUCGUCCAAGGCAAGGAAGAUCUACAUGGACUUCAUAGAAAAGGAGGCCCCGAAAGAGAUCAACAUAGACUUUCAAACCAAGAGUCUUAUUGCCCAGAAUAUACAAGAAGCUACCACUGGCUGCUUUACAACGGCCCAGAAGAGGGUGUACAGCCUGAUGGAGAAUAACUCUUACCCCCGAUUCUUGGAGUCUGAGUUCUACCAGGACUUGUGUAAAAAACCUCAGAUCACCAUGGAGCCACGAGCCACAUGAAAUGGCUCAGGACACACCGGAGUGGAGGACAUUUCUUUGUUUCCUUAGGGAGAAGGCCGUGAGCUGCCAGAGACUGGCCUUGAAUUCAGCCUGGAUGUCUAGGAAACAUCACUCAGAACUAUUGAUUCCACAUUGGGUAGUGAGUCGGGAGGCCUGCACGGCUGUCCGGAAGAAGCUUGUUUGAGCACAGCUUCCACCACUGUACAGACGCAGGGAGGGGACCCGUGGUCCGCGGCGUGCCUCACCAGAAGGCACGGACGUGAGACAGAUAAUGCUGUGAUACUAUUGAUCCAAAUGCGUUUAAAAUCAAUAGGUCUGGGAUUAUGUGGCCUAAGCUAGCUGGCUGUACAUCUUCCCUGAAUCGGUCCAUGUUACCACAUAGUGGCUUUAGCUUUAGGUUUUGAGUCCUAACAUGAACAUGUUUACUGUGUGCAAGAGUAUUGACGUUCUCGUGACUUCAGAUCAUCUAUACUCACGCAUUGCUGGACCUGCACUGGUGUGUUUGACUUGUUGACCUGGUGUGUGAAAUCGAGCGAGUGCCCGUGUGCGGAGAACCACGGUGUCCGUUACGAGUGCCAAAAACUGUCUCGCAGGCAGCUAAACUCUGAAGUGGUCUUGGCAUAUUUUAAUAAAUUUAUUUUGCUAAGUAAUGUCAUUAAA
Messenger RNA from Ochotona princeps (American pika), 1647 nucleotides. RefSeq names its product regulator of G protein signaling 2 (gene RGS2). NCBI's taxonomy places the organism in Eukaryota, Metazoa, Chordata, Mammalia, Lagomorpha, Ochotonidae. The transcript has 6 exons. The record is from RefSeq and is a predicted model, not a curated record. The coding region runs from base 1 to 987 and encodes 328 amino acids.